Syngnathus acus (greater pipefish) is the source of this 1226-nucleotide messenger RNA. Its product is annotated as histone H1.0-B. Lineage: Eukaryota; Metazoa; Chordata; Actinopteri; Syngnathiformes; Syngnathidae. The record is from RefSeq and is a predicted model, not a curated record. Gene Ontology annotation, biological process: negative regulation of DNA recombination; nucleosome assembly; chromosome condensation. The transcript has a single exon. The coding region runs from base 256 to 870 and encodes 204 amino acids. Gene Ontology annotation, molecular function: nucleosomal DNA binding; double-stranded DNA binding; structural constituent of chromatin. Gene Ontology annotation, cellular component: nucleus; nucleosome.
AGCGCUUGUGGAAUUAGACACUUAAGACAUCAUCCGUACAGGUUCGUCUGCCUCCGCAGACACGACAGAUAUUAGUUUUGACAAGGAAAAGUGACGCAUUUGGGUCUUUUCCUUUUUUUUCCUAAGGCGAAGCUUUUUUGUUUGCUUGUUUUGGUGCGUGUCGUUUUAUUGCUGAGCCGUGGACGAGUUUUAGUGCGUCUGAGCUUGAACUUGUCAACAAAUUAAAAAAAAAAAAAUACGACAAAUAAAAGGACCAUGGCAGAGACAUCGGCAUCUCCGGCGAAAGCCAAGAAAACGCCUAAGCCCAAGAAGCCCGCUUCUCAUCCCAAAUACUCGGACAUGAUCCAAGCGGCAAUCGUGCACGACGACAGUCGAAACGGAGCGUCCCGUCAGUCCAUCCAGAAGUUCGUGCGCAAGAACUACAAGGUGGGCGACAAUGCCGACGUCCAGAUCAAGAUGGCCCUCAAGCGGCUGGUGAACUCCGGGAUGCUGCGCCACACCAAAGGCAUCGGCGCGUCCGGAUCCUUCCGACUCACCAAGCCGGACGACGCCAAAAAGUCCAUCAAGAAACCGGUCGCGGCCAAGAGCAAGAAGGCCACCAAAGCACCACCUAAGCCUGCCAAGAAGGUGUCCAAGCCCAAGAAGGUGAGCAAGGCACCGGAGAAGCCCAAGAAAGCGGUCGCCAAGAAGAUAAAACCGGCCGCGGUCAAGAGGGGCAAGCUGAGAAAAGUGAAGAAAGCGGCGACGCCGAAGAAGACCCUGGCGGCUAAGGUGAGCAAGCCCAAGCCCAAACCCAAAGUGGUCAAGAGGGCAGUCAAGCCCAAAGCCAAGCCCGCAAAGAAGGCCGCUAAAGGGGGCAAAAGGAAGUGAAGGGACACUAUGCCACCGGACUGUGUAAAUAUUCCUGAAAGGACACCUUUUGGUAUACUAUGUAUUAUUUUUGUAAGAUUCCAUGCAAACUUCUGCUAACUCUCACCUGCACCAGCAUCAACUCGACAAACACAUUGCAAGCAUUGCGACAAGUGUAAUAAAUGAUCACAGCCUUUACUUUACUGACUCCAUCUUGUGCGAUAGUGACAUUUGUGGUCCCUAUGUAGUGACGUCGUGGAGGUCUUAGUGCUUAACUGUAGCGGAUCCGUGCAUUCCAUCCAUCUCAUUGAGCGAAACCCGUAGCCUUUAAUUAACAUUGCUUUAUAACGACAUUCAAUAAAACAGAAGAAAAUGUG